This is a messenger RNA of Adineta steineri, 1380 nucleotides long. NCBI's taxonomy places the organism in Eukaryota, Metazoa, Rotifera, Eurotatoria, Adinetida, Adinetidae. The record is from the annotation of a GenBank genome assembly.
AUGAUGGUACCAUUACCAUUGAAUACAGUCAUUUCACUUCAUGGAUCAUCUUCAAUUUAUCCUGUAUAUCGAUGUCGUUUCUAUGUUCUCUUUAUUUUUUCUUUUCUCGCUUUUAAUCAAUGUCUUUUUUGGUUAACAUUUUCUCCUAUUUCUAAAAGUACUCAAAUCUAUUAUCAUAUUGAUGAGAGUACAGUUAAUCUUCUUCUCAAUUGGGGACCAAUUAUAUUUAUUCCUUGUUUACCAUUAGCAUAUGUUUUAUUAAAUAAACAACAUGGUCUUCGAAAAACUGUUUUAUUACUUGCUAUAACAGAUUUUAUUGCUGUAUCAUUACGAAUUAUGCCAACAAUUUUUAUAUCACCGUCUAAUUCUUAUUUUACUUCAAUUUCUUUAUUAUUUAUACAUAUUGGUCAAAUUUUAAAUGCUGCAUGUGGUCCAUUAGUCAUGGCUCCAGUAUCUCAACUCUCAUGUUUAUGGUUCGCACCUGACGAAAGAACACGUGCAACAACAUUGGCGAUUAUGGCUUGUAGUCUUGGUUCAACUAUUGGUUUUCUUAUCACUCCAUGGAUAGUGACUAAAUCUGAACAUGUACCAUAUUUACUACAACUACAUUUUAUUCUUGCUUUUUGUGCACUGGUAUUAACACUUAUUUAUUUUCCAGCACAUCCUCCACAUGCUCCAUCGGUUUCUGCUCAAUCAUUAAUUGAUAUGUCGAUGAAUGAACAGAAUGAGAAUUCAUUACGUAGUUAUCUCAAUGAUAUUUGGCGAUGUUUUGAUUCUCCAUCAUUUAAAUUACUUUGUUCUGUUGGAGGAAUUUCAGGUGGCGUAUUCGCUGCCUGGACUGGGCUCUUUUCUAAUAUAUUAGCAGCUGAAAAUUUCACUGAACAACAAUCAGGUUGGUUUGGUUUUACUUGUUCGUUAUCAACGAUUAUUGGUGGUUUAAUUACAAGUACACUUGCUGAUACACGUUAUUUUCGUCGUUCAUUUAAAUCAAUUAUUCUUACAAUGUUAUGUGGUUGUUUUCUUGCUGUAUUAUAUUUUCAACUUUCCAUUCAUACGAUAUUUUUUGAUGAACCAAUCUUUAAACCAACUGUAACAAGUAUUGCUCUUUCAGUUACAUUUGCUGGUCUAUUUCAAGGUUCAGCAAUACCAUUAGUAUAUGAAUCUUUCGCUGAGAUAAUGUUUCCUAAACCAGAAUCUUUGUCCGCAUCGGUGCUUGUUCUAUUGAAUAAUGUAACUGCAUUGAUAAUGUUAUUUAUCCCUCCAAGUUUAUACAAAUUAUUGAAUUUUCUUGUUCUUUUUUCUAUUGGUCUUUGUACUGUAUUAAUGAUGUAUGUAAAUAUUGAUUAUAAAAGAAGAAAUAUUGAUGAACGAAAACAAUAA